AAAAUAAAGAACUUUAUCACAAUAUUCUAAUUUUCUGAGACAGUCCUGUAUAUGUUUGUUGUGUGUGUAUAGUGUAUAUAUAUAUAUAUAUAUAUACAUAUGUAUUUAUGUGCACUACUGUCAAAAGUCACCCCCAUUUUUCCAGUUUUUCUUAAAAUUGAAGCAGUUGAAGUCCAGUGAAUAUCCUGAAAUGGUACAAAGGUCAGCGGCAGACUGCCAGAGGUUAAACAAAAUGGUUUAGGUUACCAAAAACUGAAAAAUAAUGUACAUUUCAGAGUUAUACAAAAAGGCCUUUUUCAGGGAACAAGUCGUGGGUUCACAACUUGCUGCUGUUUUGCAAGUUCUGGAAGUAAAUGAAGCCUCGGAAGUUGAUGCUAACAAUUCCUUCAGGUGUCUCAACUUUUGUUGAAUAUAUACAAACCCUGUGUGUAUAAAUCAGUGUUGGAACAGACUGUUAAUACACACUCUUAAGCAUUAUUUUCACAGUAUUGUACUGCAGGAAGUCGUAUAUUACUAUUAUAAUGGAAAGAAAAAGGCAAUUUACAAAGGAAGACAGACCAUUAUAACCAUUAAAAGUGUGGGUCUUUCCUUUAGAGAAAUGUAGGUGUUCUAAAACUUUUGACCGGCAGUGUAUAUACAUAUAUGUAUAUAUAUAUAAAUCUCCAUGUGUGUGUUUUAACACAUGCUUUGCCUCACCACUUGAUAUGUGGUGUAAACCUGUAGAAGGUGAAGCUAUGUAAACAUCAGGCUUUGGGCUGUAACAGUAAUUCAGUUCAGUGUGAUUCUAUUGAGUGAAAUCUGAUUGGUCCUCCUGUAGAUUUGCCCCCCCUCCCACCGAGGUCUAACCCGUACUCGAUGCAUGAGCUGCUCUGUCGCCUGUUGAGUGCACCUCCUCCUGAAUGAACAUGUACCGUACGGUUUGUUUUAAACAUGUUUUCUGUCUCGUUACAUGCGUACAAUGAAGAUGUCUAUUGAUGGAUGUAAGAUCCAUGAUCUUCGGGGUGUACGGCGGUUUGGCCGUGCUGACCACGAUGGGCUGGACCUUCAUGGCCCUGGUCCUGUCUCACUGCGUGGUGCUCUACAGCGUCGCCAUGGUCAAGAAGAAGUGGCUGUGCUUUGUGGCCGGCCUUACCACGCUGGCCUCCAUCAAGCUGGAGCCCUAUAACUCCUGGCAGGAAGCCCUGGUGACCGGCUCUUUCGACCUUCAAGACAUCCUGUUCUAUGGCGGCUGCGGCUUCAGCAUCCUGCGCUGCAUGAGCUUCGCCUUGGAGAACUGCGAGAGGAAGGACGGCAGCUACACGUUCUGCGACCUGCUGCGAUACAACUUCUACCUCCCCUUCUUCUUCUUCGGUCCCAUCAUGACGUUCGACGGGUUCCAUGCCCAGGUGAACAACACCCAGCUGACCCGCAAGGACAGGGAGCUGUGGAACAUCACCACCAAGGCCUUGAGGCACCUGGGGGUCAUCCUGGUGGUCGACGUCUUCUUCCACUACCUCUACAUCUUGACAAUCCCGAGCGACAUGAAGCUGGUCUCCAAGCUUAGUGACUGGAGUCUGGCCGGUCUGGCGUACUCCAACCUGGUGUACGACUGGGUGAAAGCAGCCGUGAUGUUCGGCGUCAUCAACACGGUGGCGACGCUGGACCACCUGGACCCCCCCCAGCCUCCCAAGUGCAUCACCAUGCUCUACGUCUUCUCUGAGACGCACUUUGACAGAGGCAUCAAUGACUGGCUGUGCAAGUAUGUUUACGACUACAUCGGCGGGGAUCACAACAAAAUCUUCAAGGAGCUCCUGGCGACCUUCUGCACCUUCGCCAUCACCACCUUGUGGCUGGGCCCGUGUGAGCUGGUUUACAUCUGGUCCUUCUUCAACUGCUUCGGCCUCAACUUUGAGCUGUGGGUGGCCAAGUUGUUCUCCCUUCCGCCAUUGUCUACCAUAGAGGGGGUAAUGGGUGAAGCCAUGUCACGCAGGAUCCGGGGGGUGUUCAACGCUGCCAACUUCUGGACCAUCGUCCUCUACAACGUGCUCGCCCUGAACAGUUUGGAGUUCGCCAAGCUGGUGGGAAGACGACUGAUUUUCAAAGGUUUCCCUCUGUCCACCCUCUCCGUGUUAUUUGUGACCUACUGCGGCGUGCAGCUGGUGAAGGAAAGGGAGAGACGGCAAGCCCUCCUGGACGACCCGGAGCCGGCGAAGGCCGUGGACGAGGGCAAAGAAAAGGCCGAAUAAACCCGACAGAAAGCAAACGGACCGUCACAGACUUCACGGUCGACAGUCAGCACCUGUGUUAUUCACACGCCUGUGUCUUCUUCUCUUUCUGUUUUUGCCUUUUUGUUUGUCAGAAGCGAGGCAAUAUUUUGAACUCGGAAAUGUCCUCAAGUGCACUUGCUGUAGAUAAUCGCCGCGCCCUUUGGCACAAAUCCACCGACGGUGCAGUUUUGUAUUUUAUCUGAACAAAAGAUUGUUUAACAAAUGCUAGGCAUGCUAAAUAUUUGUACGAUGCUACAUCUGAGACUAUAUGAAGACAUACAGUAUUGUUAGGGAACGACCACUUUGUGUCAUCAUCAUUUUAAUGAUUAGUUUUAAUUAUUUACUUAAAGUUUGCCUUAGUCAUCUUAGUAGUCAUCUUAAUGUUAACCAAAGGUUUAAAAACACAAAACCAGGAUGUGUGGAGGGCAAUGAAGACGAUGAACAAAGGGUGCUGUGGAGGUCCUCUACAAAGUCACAAUAUAGAUAAAGUGGAGGGAGAAUGUACGAACAAUUGAACGUGGUUCAAACCGCCCAGAGAGCGACAGCUUUCCUCCUCCUCCUCACCCUUGGAGGGUGGGAGGUUUCCCCACAUCUUUACCUCCUUCACAGGAUCCGGGCCCUGCCUGUGAAAGGCAGUGGGCCUUAACAGGGAGUAUAUGGGUCACUCUUAUCCUGCCUGUCACUAAAACCUGCUGCAGCAGCGGGAGAGAGAGAGAGUUCAUUGUAAUGCCUUUAUUUUUCAUUUUAGGGGGUUUUAUUCAACGUGUGUUUGUUUCAACUGUUCGACUUGAAAAUAAAGUUUUGUUUCAUCCUAAAGUAGACUGAGCUUUGCUGCAGAAAAAUCUGGAACUAUUUGUACAAUUUAAUUUUGUUUCAAUCACUGGUGACGCUUUAAUAAGAGACUAAAUAGGC
Molecule: messenger RNA, 3158 nt
Organism: Pseudoliparis swirei
Lineage: Eukaryota; Metazoa; Chordata; Actinopteri; Perciformes; Liparidae
Gene: hhatla
Product: hedgehog acyltransferase like, a
Exons: 9
Coding region: 975-2225 (416 amino acids)
Biological process (GO): negative regulation of N-terminal protein palmitoylation
Cellular component (GO): endoplasmic reticulum
Molecular function (GO): acyltransferase activity
Source: RefSeq, a predicted model, not a curated record